Molecule: messenger RNA, 3158 nt
Organism: Doryrhamphus excisus (bluestripe pipefish)
Lineage: Eukaryota; Metazoa; Chordata; Actinopteri; Syngnathiformes; Syngnathidae
Gene: cd9r
Product: CD9 molecule related
Cellular component (GO): plasma membrane
Source: RefSeq, a predicted model, not a curated record
ACUCCUACGCAUGGGGGGAAUAAAAAGUGAAGCGUCCUUCGGUGAGUUCAGUUGGGCAGUCAAAUAUAGUGUCCGGAUUAAAGGGGAGGCGAUAUUUAGCUAGCAUUAUCGGUGGUGUUCGUGUGUAGUGCUAAUAACGAUAGCCUCUUUAUACAAGAUAAGACGAAGUGUGUGAAGUAGGACUUUAAAUAGGAAUUAAAGCGCUUUGCGGACUAAACACGACACCGUACGGAUCAACAUGGACUCCUGUGGUCACCUCUGCAAAGGCAUCAUCUGCUUCUUCAACUUCAUCUUUGCCAUGCUGGGCAUCGCCUUUUUGGGUCUGGGCCUGUGGCUGAGAUUCGGCGACAACACCCGAGUCAUGUUUGAAAUAAGCAUGCUCAACUCCAGCACCUUUGUCAUUGGCGUGACUGUACUGAUCGCGCUCGGUGUCGUGAUGCUGAUGGCGGUCAUGUUCGGAUACUACGCUGCCUGCAGUGGGAAAAAAUGUGCUCAUGAAGUGUUCUCCGCUCUCUUGUUCAUGCUGGCGGUGGCUGAAGUCGUCGUGGGAGUGCUUGCUUACACCAGGAGGGGCGAGGUCGGGGCGAGGGUUGCGGAGUUCUACAACAGCCUGUAUACUCUGUUUGUAUCCACUCGGGAUGUGGGUCUGGGCGUCACGCUGGUGUUCAUUCAUAACACGCUCCACUGCUGUGGCGUGACCGGGAUCCCACUCGUGGAGUUAGUUCAAGAGACCUGCCCCGCACCAAGCGGGUUCGGCGAGAUGUUCGCCAUGCAUACUUGUCCCGGGGUCAUCCGUGAUUUCUUCAACGAUAACGCAACAAUGGUGAUGGGCUUCUUCGUCGGGCUUGGAGCUCUUUUGCUGAUUACUCUGCUGUGCAGCGCUAUACUCAAACGAAAGCUGGAGUCCAGCCCAACUCCUCAGUACAUCAUCUUGACCAACUGCUCCCCGUCUCUGGCUAACAACCCACCCCAGCAUGACUUAGUCGCUGGCUCCGACCCUGACCAGGAACCGGUCAUCUUCACUCCUCUCACUGCAGCCAACAUCCCUACGGUCCAGACCUGGUCCACGACCCCGACCCCGUCGUUACAAAUUUAAAGCGGUCAUGGCAUCGUAACACACCGGACAGUAGGAUACACAAGCGUUAAAAUCCCAAAUCUAUCUAACGUUUGCAUUUGAAAAGAAGGGAAAUUUUGCUUUCUUCCGCUGCAAAAAAUGUUUUCCAGUUGCUUUACCGAAGGUUUAAACCAGGGGUGGGCAAAUAUUUUGACUUGUGGGCCGCAUUGAGUUUUUAUUCUAGGGUAUUCUAGGGUGCCAGAACAUAUUUAACACAUGCCACAUAAUAAAUAUUAUAAGCAUAAAAUAGUAUUUGUAUAAUUAUAAUUAAUUUUAUCUGUCAAAGUGUCAUACUAUCAACUGUAUGUCCUCAUGUCCCUUUUUUCAGGAGCACUUUAAACAUCAGACCACAUCAAACUAUGUCAUUUAAUUUAUUUUAUUUUUUUUUUACUAAAUACGACAUCUGACUUGCUAGUCAUGUUGCCAGUUUGUAUGUUAAAAGUUGAAAAGAAACUGGCGGGCCGGAUUCAAACGCUUGGUGGGCCGCAUGUGGCCCCCGGGCCGCAGUUUGCCCACCCCUGGUUUAAACACACAAACAGGACUACUAGUACUACUACUACUACAACAGAUUAAAUUGUAAUUUAGCAACUUUAACAAAAGUGCUGCAAAGUAUGCUGGGAAGUCACAAGCACUCCCAGUACGUUACACUAUAUAGUAUAUUUUUAUAUUGCAUAAUUAGAAUAUUUGACCCUUUUUUCAUUUUAAAAUUCAUCAUUUACUGUAAAUGUUGCCCAAGUUUUAUUAAGCGGACUACUGAAAACGGGGGCUGUCCGGAACCCCCCCCCCCAAACGGACAUUGGGCAAAAUCAUUUUCACGAAAAAAAAAAAAAAAGAAAAUACUAAUUUUUCUAUGAUAUUUCAAAAUUAGCGACUUACUAUAAGCCCAGAUUUGGUCGUGGUCGUCCGCCAUACUUCGCAAACAGGAAGUCAUGCUCGAGGUUGUUGCGCUCACGAUACAAUUGAUCGCAUAUUCAAGCGUCAAAAUUCAUCAUGUACUGUAAAUGUUGCCCAAGUUUUGUUAAGCGGACUACUGAAAACGGGGGCUGUCAGGAACCCCCCCCUAAGGGACAUUGGGCAAAAUCAUUUUCACAAGUAAAAAAAAAAAGAAAAAAAAAAGAAAUGAAAUUUUUUCUAUGAUUUUUCAAAAUGAACGACUUACUACAAGCCCAGAUUUGGUCAUGUCGUCCGCCAUACAUCUCAAACAGGAAGUCAUGCUUGAGGUUGUCGCGCUCACGAUACAAUUGAUUCAGUGGCUAUUUCCGGCCGUUAAAGCUCUAUGGUGACACGUUCAGGAACGACCUGAGAUAGUCCAACACGUUUAACACCGAAGCUCUGCAGGGUCCAAGUGAAGAGAGGGCAAAGCCAUCUAAAAAAGGACACAAACACGCAUACUAUAUAUAUAUAUAUAUAUAUAGACACUAUAUAUAUAUAUAUAUAUAUAUACACACCCGCUUGGCAAAACACACAAUACUCAACACUACAGCACGGAAGGACAAACUAAGGCUUGAGGUGGCAGCUUUCAUCUUCUCAAUCACAACAGGGAACACCAAUCACUGCUCCUAUUCAUCCUUGCUUUAUUUCCCCUUCUACUUCCUGUGUCUGCGUGACAGAUUACGACCCUGGUGGCCACCAUUAUCCUCUUGAAACAGCUCAAGAAAGACCAGACAUCCUACGGCGCCCGAUACUCCACUGUGUACUAGGAGGAUUCUUCAAACAUCAGGAGUGGGGUGGGGGAUUAGGUUUUAACUAAUGAUCAGCUUUCAGAUCAUAUUGAAAAAUGCUAGCAGAAGUUACCCAUGACCUAUUUCAGAUUACACACAUCAGUCGGCCAUUUGUAGUUCUGGCCUUUUCAUAUUUUAUUUUUGUGACUUUAUUCUACAGGACAAUGUGAGAGUGUCCUGGUAAAGGGUCCAAUGUUACAUACACUUUUUCUUAACACGCAUUCCUGCUAAAAGAUCUUGUUGCUGCUAAAAUGCCUUGGAUUUAGUUUUAGUUCUUGUGUCGUACGCCAACAGCUGACUUCAAUAAAAUAUUCCACUCUGGA